Messenger RNA from Podarcis lilfordi (Lilford's wall lizard), 16826 nucleotides. NCBI's taxonomy places the organism in Eukaryota, Metazoa, Chordata, Lepidosauria, Squamata, Lacertidae. The record is from the annotation of a GenBank genome assembly.
CUUCCCACUGUUACGUUGCGAAAGAGCAAUAUGAAAAACGCUAUUGCUAUUGAAACACACUUUGUAACUGGGUCUUAAAGGGCACAAAUUAUGCAAAUAAUCAAGUCAUCUUUAAAACCCUUUUCGUCUAACAAAACAAGUGAAUAAGUAACAAGUUCCUAAGGUAUUUUCAAUGCUGGAGAAGGUAAAGUUCAUUGGCUUUAGCCCAGAUGGUUGACUUGACAUUUUUGCAUUACAGGAGAAGCAAAGUUGUUGCUUGGCUGUCAUUUCUCCCCCUUCCCUGGACUCCUCAUCUGGAAUGAUUCAGUGAACACCUAAAACCUUGCAAUAAACAAAUCUUCUGGGACCCGAAAAUGGAGAAGCAUCUGAAGAAUAUUAUUCUGGUUUCAGUUGGAUUCUUGUUUCUAUUUACUGCUUAUGGAGGGCUCCAGAGCUUGCAGGUAGGUGGACCUUGUCGCGGAGUGUACAUUUUAAGGGGGUAUCUUUGAAGACGAUCUGUGGGGAUAUAAUGCAACAGGGAUGCUAGCCCAGUGAAAGGUAGCAUGGGUCUUCCAUAACAGAAGAGAAAUCCCUGGAGAUCACACAAACAUCCGGAUCAGGUUAAGGGUCUGUCUAGUCUAGCACCAUAGAGACCUUUGGAAGUCAACAGCCCUCUUCCACCGUUGCUUCUUAAUGGCAUGUUGUCUUUGAACAUGAAAGUUCAACAUCAUCAUGGUUAAUAGCUGUUGGGAGACAAUGCCUCUAUGAUUUUGCCUAGUUCUCUUUUAAGCUAGUGGCCAUCACUCUUCUAGCAGUGAAUUGCAUUAUCAAAUUAUGCAUUUCUUUUGUCUCCCCUGAACCUCCAACCAAUCGGAGCUAGAAGAGUCUGAUAUAAUGAGAGAAGGAGAAACUUUUCUCCCUUCUAUCAACUUCUUUGACACCAUGCAUCAGUUUAUAGACUUCUGUCAUGUCCCCGUUGGACAUUUGUUCUUAAAAAUGGUUUUUAACUUAUUUUAAUAUUUUGUGUUGUUGUUGUUGCAUUUAUUUCUGACCCUUCUUCCUCCAAUGAGCUCAAGGUGUCAUGCAUGUCUCUCUUGCUCUCCAUAUUAUCCUUAGUCCUUUGCAGUGUUUGUGCUUCCAAAUGCUCCACUUAAGUCCUUGUCUUAAGGACUUGCUGACUUCUCUCUCUCCCACCCACCCCGGUCAGUCAAAGUCCCCUUAUUUAUUGCAAAGCUUUUGAUUCCAUUUCAUUUUGUCUCUAUAGAGCAGCCUCCACUCUCAAGAAGGCCUGGGAGUUGCCUCUCUGAGUGUUGUCUAUGCAGCCCUUAUCCUCUCCUCCAUGUUUCUCCCACCGAUCCUCAUUAAGAAGCUUGGGUGCAAGUGGACCAUUGUGGGCUCCAUGUGCUGCUAUAUCACAUACUCUUUGGGGAACUUCUACGCCAGCUGGUAAUGCUGCUAGCCUACUUCUGAUGAGAUCUGUGGGACUGUGGUCUACUUCCAUCAGCAGCCAGACUUUUGUCCAUAGAAUGACUGUGGCAUCACUGCAAGGCUGAAAACCAAGUUGGGCGAGGGGGAUUAUAUGAGCAGAAAAUCUUCAUAUCUUAAUUCUUUGUGGUGACUGCAAUACAGAGGUGGGGGCCCUCAGCCCUCCAGAUGUUGAUGGACUCCAAUACUUGUCAGUUCCAGCUGGCACGGUCGAUCAUCAAGGAUGGCAGGUGCUGUUGUCCGGCAACAUCUGGGUGGCCACAGGUCCCCCAACCUGCUGUAAUAUGUAAAGCAGCUUCUAUAAUGUGGGUGGUUUCUGGGUCCCUGCCAGCAAUAUCUCACAGUGGUGUGGAAAUAUCCCAUAACGCAAUGUGAGCAAGCCACAGAGUGAGCCACUGUCCACAUUAUGGCUGCCACUAGGGAGUGGGCCAUUGCCACGCAGCCACUGUUUCCAUUUGCAGGAGCUUCCCUGUGACCAUCCAAUACAAACUGGCCUCCAAAAUAUGCAUCCACACAAGGAAGAGAAACAGCUCUUUCCAGUAGGCUUCUUUAUGACUGUUUUGUGGUCAGAAUUGAUACCACCCCUAAUCUGGACUAGAGUCCAUUAUAAUGAGACACACAGAGAGAAGGCUGGAGAAUGGUGUUCCUCUUGCUCCAAAGAAUCCCAAAGCUGACCCAGCCCUUUUAGCAGAGAUGUGCUGAAUGGUUCCAUUGGGUAUAUGAGCGCAGCUUUAAUGUUGUGGUUUUCAAAUCACUCUGUUGAGAGCUGCAUGAGCUUAUUUCAACCCCCCAACCCCACUUAACUUAAAAUGAACCUGAUACACAAUUAUGCCCAGCCUCCUAGACCUGGGGAAAAACUUCCUGGUGAAAAGUCCAAUGCAUAUUGAGGUCUCCAUCUAUCAUGUAUUAGACAAACAUGAAUUCUGAAUAUUGCUUAAAAUAUGAUAAGCAGGGAGUUAACAGCAAACCUUCAAUACAAUCUAGCUCCUUACCGCUCUUAUAUCACAUGAAUACGUCUCCUUAUAGUAUAGGGGUAAACAUUUGAGCAAUUCAUCUUGAAUUUAAUGAUGUAACAAGCUGUCUUUGGCCUUUCUUUCAAGAAUGCUAGCAGCGUAAAAGAGAUAUCUAAAUAACGUGGUUUUUUGCAGGUACACACUGAUCCCCACAUCGAUGAUCUUGGGGCUGGGAGGAGCACCACUCUGGUCAGCCAAGUGCACAUAUCUCACCAUCGCUGGAAACUCAUAUGCUCGGAAAGCAGGGAAAGUUGGGAAAGAUAUUGUCAACCAGUACUUUGGAAUAUUCUUUCUGAUAUUCCAGUCCUCUGGAGUAUGGGGAAAUCUUAUAUCAUCCCUUGUAUUUGAGCAGACUCCCAACCAAGGUAAAUAUUACAUACACACAAACACACCCUAGGGGCUGUGUCCCUGCUUACACCACUUGUCAGCUCCCCUGCCAUUCCCCCCCAUACGAACCCCACCUAGAGCUUGCCCACCCCACCCCAUGCCACUGCUGAACUCUCACCCUCCCAGCCCCAUUUCUGAAGCUGCUUCUCUCUUCUGUUCUACAGUCCUGCUUUGCACCUGCUCUCCCCUUCGCUCCCAUGUCCUUGCAUCCUACCUCUUCCAUUUGUGCACCCUGCCCUUAUGCACAAACCACCCUCCUGGUAACCUCUGGCAUCUUCCUCCUCUCGCACAUUGCAACUACCUUUUCACUCUGACUUCAUGAAAAUCCAGGAUUCUGGAUCCUCCAAUGAGGGCUACGCAAUGACAGCCUUACAUUUUUAUGAUAUUACCACAGGGUACCACGUCCUUGCCUAUAUCUGCCUUUGGAAGUGCUACUGAUAAAUAAAACCACUUUUUCAUCAUUUUUUUUUUAAAAAGUGUGAUACUGUAUCAGAUACAGUAGUAUAGAUGCAAUUUUAAGGAUAAUGGAAUAACCAAAGCCUAGCGUGAUUCUCCCCUCUUCCAGCAGCCCGCAUAACCUAGCUACAUUACUCUGGAGGGCAUUCUGAUACCACCACCACCCCUCAGUGUGGCUGCAGGGGAGGGAGGGCAGGAAAAUACCUCCUGUUCAACUAUCUGAGGAUCUAAACUAUUAAACCCAGUUAAAGGAUUGUUUUCUUAUUGGCAUGGGUGCCCAGUUUGCAGUUCCUGUGGACAACUUCCUAGAGCAUUGGGAAGAGGUCUAGUGGAAUGGACUCCUUCGGAUGGUGGUGGACUCUCCUUCCUUGGAAGUUUUUAAGCAGAGGUUGGAUGGCCAUCUAUCAUGGAUGCUUUAGAUGAGAUUCCUGCAUUGCAGGAGGUUUGGGUCCCUUCCAACUUGAUAUUCUAGGUCUUCUAAUGAUUCAGUCUAUGGGUUUGUCUUCUAUUUGUGUGUGUGUGUGUGUGUGUGUGUGUGUGUGUGUGUGUUCAGCACAGGAGUUAAAGGAUUAAUUGGGCAGUGGUUGUUAACUCAGGCCAGGUGGAGUAGGCCGGUUAAAAGCAAAUCCAGGGAUAACAAUAAAAGCAGGCUGCCUCAAGGGACAGAUUAGGGCUAAAUGCCACCGGAACUAUAUAGGGGGGGAAAGCCUGUCCCACAACUGCAGUCUUAAGCUAGUUUAAGGGGAUAAAACUCCACUGGCUGACCAAACCAAAAGUUACUGCUAGGAGAUUAGAAAAUGCUGGUAACGUCCUUGAAGACUGGCAAGGGAUCAAAACAUUUGAUCAUGGCUCAAAGGCACGGUUACUUUGAAACUGCAAAAUACCAAUACUAUAUGAAAUAGCAAAGCUUAAUGAACAGAAGUAGCAUUCUCUGAAGCUGUAUCCGGCUUUUACACUGUUGUUCAUGCCAGUCCAAGUGAGCUCCCUACGGCACUGUCAGAACUUAUAGGACCAGAAAGGGCAAUUUAGAUGGUCCUAAUCUUUGAAGUGCAGAGGGCACAACGGUGACCAGUUAUGCAUUGAUGGAGCACAUCAAAUGCCCUGCUGCUCAAGCAGCUGCUUCCACAUGGAUUUGUCCACUAAAGGAACCCUGUCAAUUGGCUAUGGCAUUUCUGUGUGUUGCAAAGGAUUCCUGGACAUGUUCCACUAUUGCCUCUCAAGCAGCCUGUCCACCAUUCUUGAUUUCAUUGGUGAUGAGAACCUUGAUCAUAUUUUGAAGUACCUACCUCAGGGUUUUUUGGAACACAGCUUGAAAUCCAUUGCGGAUGUAUGCUUGAAUUUAUGGUCUUGAUUUUGACCACUAACAACCACUGCUCUUUUCUUUUUCCUAUGGCCUAGUGGAACACUCAGACGCAGAUCUGUGCUGUGGUGCAGAACAUUGCACGGGGGUAAAUGCUACAAACAGCACUGUGGCUCAAAAAAAACCACACGAUACCUUAAUCUACACUCUGCUGGGAAUCUACACAGGUAGGUGCUUCCAGACACCAUUUGUUUGUUUGCUGUUUGCUUGCUAUUUCAGUUGAUAUCACCUAAGAACAGUUAUCUCAGGUGUGCCAGGAAAAAUGUCUUUUAGCCAUCAAAUGCCUAGGUAAACAGAAGUGAACUACAUGUCCCAGGAUUCUUUGUGGAAAGCCACAACUGUUAAAGUGUUAGCUGUUAAAGCUUUAACAUAUAGCAUAGAAGGUGUGCACCAGAUCAUCUCCAACAUUUCACUUUGGAUGGUCAUUGCAGAGGAAGAAAAGGAGUGGUGGGCAAAGUGUAUUUCAUGGACCUUUGUCUGCCAUUAUUGAUUUUAUCAUCUAAGAACCCCUUGAUGUGCUUUUUUUCCUGGAAAACCAUUUGUAAUAUAUCAUAUUUGACAGUAUUUUAUGGUAUGCAAUAUAAUUUAACUGUUUUUGAUCGCUGUCUUGUAACUCACUUAAAAAAUCUUACAGCAUUUGAUAAACAACAUUCAGUGAUUUUUAGUAUUUGACAGCUUUCAAUCUGCAAAAUCUAGGACUGGUUAUGAUAGAGGCCCCCAGGCAAAAUUAUAACUGUCAGAAAAUACUAACAGUUCCAAAGCCUUCAAAUUUUAAUUUUUCGGGUCAAGAUUUCAUCUUCCAAAUUGUUGAUUCAGAUUUUGAAUAUGAAUUUUCCCACUCAGAACUUAACAGGAAAGUUCAGCAAAUUUGGCGUAUUCAUGAAUAUUCAUUUCAGCUGUAAAUUGUAAAUUGUAUGGCCUAUGAGUGAUUCAGGCCUCAGUUAAUGAAAUAAAGUCUAACAUUCCAGUUCCAUAGUAUAAUUUCCCUCUUCACAUGUGCUUUGGAAAAGACUGUCACUAAUUCUGAAGCCAGAGGCUCAGGAAACAAAUUCAUCUAGAGGCAAUGUUGACAGAUGCAAUCAUGGUGCCCCCAUGCUGAUCUCUCUUUAACCUCUGACCUAACCUGGAAGGGUAAGAAAUCUGUCUUACGCAACAGCACAGUUGGUUUUUCCAGCUGCCAUAGCACAAAUGACACAGCAGAGCAGUUUGCUGUGCAUGGUGGAUGCCCUGAUAUUGAAGACAGAGACUUCAAAACAGUUAAUUUUAUUUAAACUCUCUUGGCCUCUAGAGCUGAAUUUAAAACACUUAUUGACUGAGUAUUCUAAACCCAUAACUGAGCUCUGAGAAUAAAUCUAUGAAUUGCUUGUCACUUUGGGACUUGGUUCUUAUUCCAAUGCAUCCAGGCAGUGGGGUGCUAGCUGUGUUGCUAGUUGCUAUUUUUCUGGAUCGGAUCACAGACGACCAAGCAGAGGGUGAGAAAAAGGAGACACCUUCCUUGUGCUUCACUUUCAUGGCAACAUUUCGGCAUCUUAAAGAUAAACGCCAGUGUCUCCUGAUUCCCCUGACCAUGUACAGCGGGUUUGAACAAGGAUUCCUUGCUGGCGACUACACCAAGGUAGGAACGUGAGCGAAAUGUGGUUGUUACAUCACCUACCCUGAGUUCUUCAAUGAAUACAUGGGGAAAUGUUCAUGGGACACUCAGGACUCUUGAGUCCCAACUCCCACUACAGAUGGAUGCCCUACUGAGAAUACCUGAAACCUGCCCAAGAAGCCUCUGGAGUCAGUGAAGAAAGUGUUUUAGAUGCCAUUAGCCAGGAAGAGCAGGAAUCAAACAAAACACACCAGUAGGUCCACCAAGGGACCAGAGAGACCUGAUGAAAAUCAUGUGCCAUCAGAAGUCAAAUAAAUCCCAUGUGGCUCCAAUACUUUCUAAAGGUCCUGUUGUCACUCAGGUCCUGUUUGUGGGCUUCUCAUAGGCAUCUGGUUGGCCAGGGUGAGAACAGGGUGCUGGAUUAAAUGGGCCUUUGGCUCUUAUGAUGCUCUUGUUAUGUACUUAUGUGACCUGCUGAGGGAAAGAGGGAGCGGACAACCACUCGGUGCUGCAGGGAUCAGAGGGAGUUGGAUCUGAAUGGGGAAACAUUGAUACAAGGAGCAAUUGCCAUGGGUUAGAAGUCAAGUGUCAGGUCACUUCUCUCACACAAGACACAACACGCUGGCAGUUUAACUAGUUGGGGUUUAUUAGCAAUAACAGGCUUCCAGCAAUCCAAGCUUCCCACAGCUCACUCCUCACUGUCAGAGUCAGUUGACUCGACUGGCUUCCUGCCCUUCCCAAGGCCAGCUAUACCCCAGGCCCGCCCUCACUUCCUGCUGGUCCUCCUUGGUUCUAAUUGCUUGCUCCGCCUCCUACUUCUUGGAGACUCAGGUGCAGCCAAUUUCUCUUCGGGAGUUGAAUCCAACUACCUCAUACGGCCUGCAUCCUGCUCCUUCAUCUCUGUGCUGCUGCAAAAACUCACAGGCAGCAUUCCAGAGCGAGAAGGGCUUACCUCACUUUCAUUGUGUGAAAGAAUCAAGUUUCUAUUUCCCUCUGCCUCUUCAUCCCCCUCUGCAGAUUCCUCUCUGCCGGCCAUGUCUCUGGCAUCAAGCCUAGAGGAGAAAGGCAUCUUUCUGCCUGCCAUAUUGAUGGAUUUGCUUUAUUAAUUUAUUGUCCAUAUUGUCCUCCAACCCAGAGUGCCUUGCAAAUCACAAAGGUAUUUCUUAUUUGGGUAGCCCUUGCAUUGCCUCCUAAAUGGCCCUAUAGUCACACAAAUCUAGCUGGCUGACAGUUUGCAUACCCUGAAUGGGCAUGCACAGGUACAAUAUCAAAAAGAUACGAGGUUAAUGUGAGCUUAGUGGUAGCUAUAAGUGAGCAUACAAGCAGGUCUUAUUGUGCUUUUUUUGUUUUAAUGAUGCAGAUCUUAGCCAUAUUUUUAGUACUAGCAUAUUGCUUCUGUGGUCUCCAUCUAAUUAAAUGCAUCAUACUCUGAUGUCCAGGAAGCCAAAGAGUUACUCAUAUGGUUGGCAAUCAUCUACCUUGUGGACACUUCCAGGCAGCCUGUUUAUGAUGUUACUGGCAAGUGUUAUCCUAGAUCCACACUUCCCAGUGCAUUUCCCCAUCACUUUCCUUACUGCAAAAAAUCCCAUCUUUGGGGGAAGCAGGCAUGUUAUGCAAGACCUUCCAAAUCAAUUACUGUUGCCCAACCUGAACUUACUGGUGGUAUGUGAUUGAAUCCCACCCCAAAAGAGUGACAGCCUGGAAGCGCUGUGUGUCAACUCCUCUCCCUACACAUCCCCAGUUCUUCUGCUGCUUUAGCAUUUGAUAACAUGUACGGCACAUGAGCAAAUUAUCCCCCCCCCCCGUCUCUCAACUCCAUCACUGCACAGCAGGCACACACAUUAAAUCUGGAGGCCCUACGGCAAGGCACAGAGCUGUGCUUUAUUGAUCGCAUCUUCUCUGUAUGAAUAUUCACCCAGCACUCAGAAAGAGACACGAAGUCCUAAGCCUCAGAUGACAGAAACAACGUUGCUGCGUUGAAUAAUAUUGCCAUGUGCGCCUGUGUGUCUUUCUCUUUUUCUCUAGUCCUAUGUGACCUGUGCCCUUGGGAUAAAUUUUGUCGGCUAUGUGAUGAUCUGCUUCUCGGCUGCAAAUUCACUCUGCUCCCUGCUCUUUGGGAAGAUUUCCCAAUUUACUGGCAGAAAAAUUCUAUUUGCAAUGGGUAUGUAAAGGCUAACGGAGGACCGGGGGGCUCAUCUAGUGUGAAAAAUUGGGUGUGCUCAUACUAAGAGGCAGGGGGUAUAAUUUAAUGAAGAACUGGCUAAAAACAUGAUCAGUCCAGAUGAGGAUUCUCCCCUCAUUACUGGGAAUGAAACAGUCUUGGCCAAUUUGAAUUUCAAAUAUGUCUGUUUGCUCAGUCACUUCAGAGAAAGUCUCAGCAUUUCUAACACAGCAGAAGGUGGUUCUCAACUCAUGAAUCACAUAUACUAAUAGCAAUCUCAAUUCUCUGGGUGCCAGUUCUGAAGCAGUCAAAGCAGCACUAGUCUCACACAAGAGAGUGGUAUCAGCAGAGCUGGUUUGCAGGGGGAUAAAAAAUAAUAUUGAGGGUGAGGACCCCAAAACAGUCCAUUGAGGACUGAGGGUUGUAUCCAAUGUAAUACUAACAAACACAUUCUGUCAGGAAAAGAUUUAUUCUUAUGCAACAAAAUGUCCCCCCCCUCCUCCCCCUGUGCACCCCCUAAAUGUGUUCUGGGGGUUCUCCGAACCCUCCGGGGCAGAUUUGGAGAGAGCACAGAGUGUGCAUGAGGGAAGGAGAAAGAGUUCCAUUGCAUAAGUGAAAAUCCUUGCGCCAACAGAACACAAUAAUCAAUGUCGCCCUGAGCACGCUCACUGGCGGCUAAGAGGGGGAACAGGGAAUGGAAAAUGGAGAUGGAAUAGAGGAUCCUAGAAAAUAACGUGGCUGGUUGGUUGGAAAUCCACAAAGCAACAUUUUGCUGCAGGUCCCCUUUGUAUUUCCUACAUUUGAAACUUUACUUUUGUGUGUGCACAUGGGGUUCUUGGAGUGGUUGCAUGGCAUACUGAUUUAUACCACGCAAUCCUGAAUGAAAUGACCCACAAACAAAUCCCAUCCCAGCGUCUUGGACGGGGAGAAGAAGGUUCCCUUCCUUUCAUCUAAUGACUGGCAUUCCCUGAACAGGGAGGUGUCACGGCUUCUGCAGUCAUGAAGCAAUAAGCUACAUAUUUGCCUGUCCCUUUUGGAGGUGCUGAUCUGACAAUAAUAUAAUUUAUAGGGCCAACUGGCAGCACUUGCUAAGGCACUGAUCUGACCAACAUCAGGGAGGGAGGGCAGACUAUGAAGAAACGUUUGGAGAACUUGGCACUCCUGGCAAAUUAUGUCUCUUGGGGUUCUCUUUCUCAUGUUUCACUGGAGUUUUUUUUUAAUGAGCUAGCUCUGCACAUUCUCCAAACUGAAUGUACUUCACAUCUAAUAUGACUUAAGAGAAAUGUUCCCAACUACACAUCCUGGAUAAAAUUUCACUCUUGAGAAAAUCAGCUGACAUUUUGCUGCCUACUUCACCCAUAUCAUUAGGCUGACAGGUGCCCAUUAUAUGCCAGGACUAAAUUACUUGCCUUGACAAUGGGCUGGCUGGCUUGUUAGGCUAAGCCAAGCCAAGCAAGAAUGGGUGGGCAUGAGAGACCCCAAAGAACAGAUUGUGGCUCCUGCCCGCAAUCCUCCUGCUGCAACACCACGGUGAGCUAAGCUGUGGUUUGGCUUAGCCAACACGUCAUCUGAACCAGGACUCAAGGUUUGUUUCCUCCAGGCAACCAGCAGAAGAGAUAGCAGGUCCUUCCCUCUGUGACCUUGGGGGCCAAUGGAAAUGAGAAGACUCUUGAUUUGUUUCCUGAACGGCAGGGUACAUUGCCCAGCCAAUGUGCUCCUAAGCAGCCUCAUUGCCCCUCUGUGCACUCUGGUGGAUCUCCAAAACAUUUAUGUAGCUGGAAUUUUGACAUCCCAGGUGGUUGCUUACUUCAUCUUUAUUCCAUAGCCAGCCUUGCUGAUACUGCUUCUUUGCUUCCAAUGUCACCUGGGCAGCUGCCACUGCUGGAAACUAAUGCACAAUGUGGACCUUGGCCUGGUGCAGCUAUAUAAUUAUCACUAUCUGAAAUGGCCUACUUCUGAAACUCUUUAUUGUUUUCUCUCAAUCUGUCAUCAUCUUCCAGGUGGAGUUCUCAACCUUGCCUGUAUAAUAGGACUAUUGCUCUGGAAACCUCGCCCAAGCCACCUUGCCCUGUUCUUCGUAUUCCCUGCCCUGUGGGGUGUGGCUGAUGCUAUCUGGCAGACGCAGACCAAUGGUAAGCCUUUUCUAUCAUGGAAGACUGGCAGCACAAGCACAACUCUAUGCAAGUCAGUUCCACUGGGAUCAAUGGGGUUUACUCUGAGGAAAGUGUGCAUGGGACUCUGUGGCCUUAGUCUCACUGAAAGCAGAUUCUCUAGACUCCAGUAACUAUCAGUGCUUCCAGAUGGGGGCAUAAUAUUGCAAACUGACUGUUGCAAAUGGGAGUUGGUAAUAGCUAUUAAAAUAAAAUUUAAAAACUGAUUAGAUUUUCCCUAGAAAGGGUAACUUGAAUUAAGUGGUGGGGUGGGCACUUUUAUGCUGGCUGGCAUUCUAUGCUGACAUCACAUGGAUGCUGUGAAACAUUUCUGUGCAUGAGGAGCACCCGUCUGGAAGCUCCUGAGAUAUGUCUGAGUAGAAUGCACCUUGGCAGAAAGAGUUGGAAGACUGGGGCUAGAUCUACACAGCUGUAAUAAAAAAACAACCCACCGUUGUAAAGCUCACAGUGGAAAAUAUCACUGAGUUGUGAUUUCAGCUCUACAGCACCAUCUGAUGUCACAGUGUUAUAACACAUUUUUAAUGUUGUAAUUUGAUUAAUGUAGCUGAGUCCUGGGUCCAAAACAGGUAUGCUGUAACAUCACGGGGGGGGGGGGCGGGUUAAAACUUAAAUAGCAUUUUAUGUUUUUGGCAAACUUUUCUAUAAAUCUUUGAAUGCUGCAAAAUCAAAUCUGGCUUAUUUUGCUUCAAAUGAAACAUAGUUUUGGUUUGUUGAUGCAUUUCCUCCUGACAUGUUAAGUGCUAAGCCACAGUGCUUUUUUCUAAAAAAAAAAAAAUGUUUAGGGGUACUCUCAUUUUGACUCAAAAAACCCACCAUUUUAUAGUUCAAAUUGGGAAAAAUAAAUACAGUAAAUGGACAAAUGAUCUUCCAUAUACAACAGGAAGGAGAACCAUCACAGCUUUCCAAGUAGUGAUAGUUGGGCAUGUAGCGACUCCUGACAGAAGCUCACAGCACUGGCAUUAAGCCACAGGUGUUAUGCAUAACCCAAUUCAACACUUGUAAUUCAAUACCUAUGUGUCAGGAAAUUAAGCCCCUUCCUUUAUUCAUCUGAGAUUGCAUUCAUAACCAAUGAAGAAAUACGCUCUCAUUAUUACCACUUACCACAUUUGGUAUUCGUUUGUAUACAGAGAGAGAAAGAGAGCACAGCCAUGCCACACAUUUCAAGCACAUGACUUUCCCCAAAGAAUCCCAGGAACUGUAGUUUAAGGGUACUGGAAAUUGUAGCUCUGUGAGUUGUAAAUGACAGUUCCCAGGAUUCUUUGCUGGAAACCAUUUGCUUUAAAUGUGUGCUGUGGAUGUGACCAGAGAGCAAAGGUUUGAAAGGAAUCCUCAAAUGCAGGCUGUGUGCUAAGUCAAAAGGAAUGCAGUGGAACCUUGGUUCUCAAACGGCUUAGUUGACCAAUAAAUCGACUCCCAUUCCAAUUUUCAAAUGUUUUUCGGAAGCCAAAUGUCCGAUGCGGCUUUCGCUUGAGCGCAAGAAGCUCCUGCAGCCAAUCAGAAGCCGUGCCUCAGUUUUCAAACAGUUUCAGGAAUUGAACAGAUUUCUGGAAUGGAUUAAGUUCAAGAAUCCACUGUAUCUGAUAACCAGGAGCUAAUUGAAAUGUUUAUUAUCCCUGCUGCGUGUGAGGGGAGGGGCACGGAGAUUAAAAUAACAUUGCAUAAGAAAAAAUAAAGAUUAAAGGCUAGAAAGACCUUUUGUAAUAUGUUGAAAUAUUUACACUGUCAUCCAAGGAAUAAAUCCUAAACUAAUUAGCUAUGGAGAUUAAAUAUGUCACCACGUUGCUUACACAGGCGAAAUACAAGCACUUGCACACCUCACCAACAGAUCUCGCUCCGUUACAAAGUGCCACCUUACAUACAUUCUCUCUCAUUUCCUGGGAAUGUCAGGGCAAGAGAGUCUUUUGACAACAACAAAGCUGAACCAAGCAAGGAUUACAUACAGGUUAGAUGAGGUCAUGCCAAGGGCUUAACUACACUUCCGGGUGCCUCCGGUCCAGACCGCAAAUAUUUUGCAGGAGGGGUUCAAGGCUUCGAGCACAUAACAGGACUUCAGACUUACACAUUUAAAGUGGGUUAAAGCUCAAGCAGUUUGGAAAGUGAUGAGGAAAUGCACUGAAAAGCGUGGAAUGAACACAUGCUGAAUUGUAAGAAGCAUAAGCACCUUGUAAGCAAAUCAGGAUGAAUGUUCAACAAACCAGGAAGCAUAAAGCAAGCCUUCCCUCCAGAUGUUGCUAGACUACUGGCCCUGACUAUUGGCCAAGUACCUGCAUCUGAUGGAGGUUGCAGUCUAACAAUGCCUGGAGGCUAGCAGGUUAGGGAAGGUCCUGGCCUUACAUGGAGAUAUGGUGGCUGUGAUCUAUUUCUUCUUUUUGCACAUUACAGAACUGUGUGAUAUGUAGAAGCAUAUGUUCUGGACUUGGAGAAGUUCUACUGUAUGUUGAGGAUAUGACUAAGCUUAUGAAGUUAUUGGGGAAAGGGACACCCUUUACAGACCCUCCAAGUGUCCCUAUUUUCCAGGGACAGUCCCAGAUUUACAGUAGCUGUCCUAGUUUCUGAUUUAAUCCCAGGAUGUCCCACUUUCCCCAGAGAAACAUAUGGUAGGGCAUCUCUAUUUUCAUUGGAGAAAUGUUGGAGGGUAUGGAAUAAGACACCCCCAGGUUUUUUUUCAGCUGGAACUCACCAGAACUCAGUUCCAGCACCUCUCAGGUAGGCACUAUUGCCAUUCUAUGAGGGAUGUGUUUAUGGUGAGUUCCAGCACCUCUUUUUCUAGCAAAAAUAGCACUGGACAUCCCUAUUUUUGUCAGAGAAAUGUUGGAGGGUAUGCCUUUACAAACUUGUAUCUGUAUUCUUCUGAACAGGAGGCAGCACUUUGCUUAAAGGAAAUCCUCUGUUAAAAAGUACCAUAUUUUUUGCUCUAUAAGACUCACUUUUUCCCUCCUAAAAUGUAAGGGGAAAUGGGUGUGCAUCUUAUGGAGCGAAUGCAGGCUGCUCAGCUAUCCCAGAAGCCAGAACAGCAAGAGCAGUCCCUCUUGCUGUUCUGGCUUCUGAGAUUCAGAAUAUUUUUUUCUUGUUUUCCUCCUCCAAAAGCUAGGUGCAUCUUAUGGUCUGGUGCAUCUUAUAGAGCGAAAAAUACAGUACAUUGUUAAGGGAUAUGCAGGCCUUCUUUUGGGCCAAGGUUCAACUCCAGAACAUGGGAGCAGAACCCCAGAACUCGAUAUAGGUACUAGUUCUUGGAUCUGGGAAAUGCGAAGAAAUAAUAAGAAGCUCAGCUCAAGUCAGCUGAAGUUGAAACUCCAUGCAGUAAAUAUAAAAUGAUAACUCUUGAGAUAGGACUAGCCCUGAAUAAUCAACAGAAGAUUUGUGAACAUGUGCAGAGUGCCUUGCAAUUAUCAACCGCUGCUUCUUCUACCAUUCAAAAAAAAAAUAACACCAAAAACAGUAGCCUGUGGUACUUGAUCCAUUGUGGAAGCUGUAUCUUAUCUUUGCUGCUUCUAAGAAAGAAACACUCCACACGUGUUCAGAGCUCCACUCUUCCUAAUUAUUACUUCACACUGGAGGGCACAGGUCUGCCAUUGAAAACAGGUUCACAGCAGAAUUCAAAUUAAACCCUGUGCUUUUGAAUUACACACAAAGUGAGGUAGGCAUGAGCUGCUCAGUUUAAUUAUCAGUUACGACUCAGCUCUUACUUUAACAGAGUUUCAUUACAAAGUUCCAAAGAGAAUUCUAGAGACUGAAAAUUUAACUCCUAUCAGGGUUUAAGCAAGUAGCUGUUCCAGGAGAUCUCUGGAAUAUUGACCAAGGGCUCCCCCUAAAGGAUUUUAAUGGAAAAUGCCUGAAUCCUUGCGCUACUCCACAUUUUCAGAUUCAUCUAUCCAAAAGCAUGUGUCAUAUUUUGGCACCUCACUGUAUUGUAAGUUAAAUCUGUUUUAUUUCAUUUGUUCUUCUAUAAGAGCUGCUUCAUGUGUAAUCAUAUGCAUACUAUUAUGCACACACAAGCAUCUUCCAUGCUGGAGUUUUGCAGUAGUUGUGUUGUGGGUUCGAACCCCAUGUUGGGCAAAAGAUUCCUGCAUUGCAGGGGGUUGGACUAGAUGACCCUUGCGGUCAGAGCCAUCUUUCCCAUAGGGCUUAGUGGUGCGCCAUGCCAGAGCGCUGGCCUCUCAGGGGCGCCCCAGCAAGUGCGGGAGCUGCACGGCUUUGCUGACGGCCUCCCCUUUCCCUGCACACCAUAUGGAUGGCGGGCAUGCAGCUUCCCUCCCAAGCCUCUGCGGGGAUCGCUCUCCCGCAGCAGCAUGGGGGAGAGUUGCGCCCCCCCAAUGGCUGGCAGUGCACAGCUAUGGCCACCACAACACUAUCCAUAGUAAUUUGGGGGCACUGGGCGGAUAUUUGCACCCCGGCGUCGCAUCUGCUAAAGACGGCCCUGCUUGCGGUCCCUUCCAACUUUAUAAUUCUAUGAGUCUAUGCUGUUUAAAGAGUUGCGUGGGCCUGAAAAACACCAUUAUUAUCCUCUUCAGCAGGAUGUAAAAAGAGCUCUAAACAUGUUAGAGCCUGAGCAUGUUCUGCCUUUGCUCUUAGAGGGUAUCAGUUGCUGGGAAUCACAAGUGAGUAGAAGCUGUUGCAUUCAGGUCCUGCUUAAUGGCUUCUCACGGGUAUCUGGCUGGCUACUAUGAGAACAGUAGUGCUAGAUUAGAUGGGCCUUUGGCCUGAUCCAGCAGCUCUUGCAUUCUUAAAAGUAGAACAGAUGUUCUAGCCAGCAGCCUCCCCAAUGUAGCAUUUCUAACAGGUUAAUUAUAAACAUAGGCACUUCCAUUUGACGUGUGGAUCAUCCCGGGAAGUUAUGCAGCCUCUGUAUAUUACAUACCAGAACUGAAACCAGAUCUUACCAUACCCCUAUCCUUUUUUUAGACAUGAACUGCCUGAUGUCAUCAUGGGUUAGUUCAUAUAUUCAUUCCUGCAGCAACAGAGCCCAUAGUUUGCAUGCGUAAGGAUUCCAAGUAGCACUGUUUUAAAGAUACUACUAGGAGCGCGGAUAACAUUGGCCAUAUUCACACCAUACGUUUAAAGAAUUGUGAUACCAUUUGUCAGGGUGUCCCUGCUUUCCUCCACUCAGAGCUACAAUUCUCUGAGUGGUUUAACAAGCCUUCACAAGGAACUCUUGAGCAUUGCAGCUCUUGUGUCUCUGCCCCUUACACCAGCUGAAGGUGUCGCCCUCCAAAAGCAGGGGAGAGAGAUUUCCCACACCAAGGAACAAAGAUCGUUUUUUAAUGUCCCUGGACCACUGUUGCCUGGCGAUGGACCUGUUCACAGUAAACUCAAAACCCAGCAGUAUAUGGUUUAAGCUACAACGUUGUGUGAUCCUAAGCAGCUUCCUGGUACAAAAGAGAAGACAUCCAUCAUGUAUUUUCUUGCAGCAUGACCUUUUCCAGGGAGAAAGAGGGUUAGCUACUGCUGCUACAGUUACAGACCUGGAUGGGGGUCAGAUUUAGGCUUCAAACAUAAAGUUUUGCCUAAUUGUUCUCUUUCCAUUUGUUUACAGCUCUCUAUGGAGUGUUAUUUGAAAAGCACAAGGAGGCCGCCUUUGCUAAUUAUCGCCUGUGGGAGUCCCUGGGGUUUGUCAUCGCCUUUGGUUACAGCACAUUCUUAAGUGUCAGCGUCAAACUUUAUAUUGUGCUGGCUGUACUGGUGGUGGCCAUGGUAUGCUAUGCAGCAGUCGAGCACCUGGAAUCACAGUCCUCUCCUGGUCCUGAACUACCCAGUAUCUCAAAGCAGGAGCCAAACGAACUAGGCGAGAAAGAUCCGCAAACCCAUUUGUAGCCCAGCAAAGCAAACCUCUGUAAGGCCAAGCAAAUGGCCCAGUCCAAAAGUGCCUAAUUUUGUUCAUUUUCGUUUUGUAUGGGCUACCAGAGAGUAGUGCUGAUACUGAAAGAGGCAGAGCAUCACAGCAAUGGUGCCACAGAUGGCUUCUCAAAAGGCUCAACACCAAAGAAGGCUACCAAGGAACAGAUAACAUGAUCUGUGCAAUAUGUAAAUGGAAACUUCAAUUCUUUCGAACUGGUGAAAAAUGUAAAUAGGAUUUUUUUUCCUGCCAAUACAAUAAUGGCUUCAAUUAAGACAGUACAAUACUAGGGACCUUCUCUUCUUGCUACUAGUGACAAAAAAUGUUUUUAAUGGGUCUUUGAUUUUUUUUAAUGGGGGGGAGAAUAAAUGUACAUUGAUAAUUCAAAAA